Messenger RNA from Dipodomys spectabilis (banner-tailed kangaroo rat), 518 nucleotides. It is a transcript of the gene Mymx, whose product is annotated as myomixer, myoblast fusion factor. The record is from RefSeq and is a predicted model, not a curated record. The coding region runs from base 47 to 301 and encodes 84 amino acids. Gene Ontology annotation, cellular component: plasma membrane; endoplasmic reticulum membrane; Golgi membrane. The transcript has a single exon. Lineage: Eukaryota; Metazoa; Chordata; Mammalia; Rodentia; Heteromyidae. Gene Ontology annotation, biological process: skeletal muscle organ development; myoblast fusion.
UGAAGCCUGGAUUGCCCGCAUUGCGUUUGCAGGUGCUGACCCCGCCAUGCCCGCCCCACUGCUUCCGCUGCUGCUCCGGGUGCUGCUCUCUCGCCUGCUGCUGCCCCUGGCGCGCGCGGCCCGCCAGCACCUCCUGCCCCUGCUACGCGGCCUGGCCCACCGCCUAGGCUCCCAGAACAUGCGUGAGGCUGUGCUUGGCUGUCUGCUCUUCAUCCUCAGCCAUCAACACCCGCCGGAGGCUGGGGACACUUCCAGGAUGGACCGACGGGACAGGAGGGAGAGGGUAGGCGUCCAAAAGUGAGGCCUCGAGUCCUGCCACAACAUUCUCCAUCAAAAUGCUCCACACCCCCCUCCCUGGACAAGGACAUUGGGGCGCCAGCACUAAUGGCAGGAUGCUUGCUCAGUGGGCAGAUCUGGGGCUGGGAGUGGGCCUGGCCUGACCUGGCCAGCUCUCCUUCAUUAGCAUCUCCAAAAUGUGUUCCAUCUCUGCCUCUUCCCCUACACCCUGACUUCCUCCC